GAGCCGGGAUGGGCUGAGCCGAGAGCUGGAGCCCGGCAACCCCGCACUGCGCAUCCAUCAGUUAACAGAGCGAUCCGACGGCCCCACAGCCCCAUUCCUGGGUAAUGCCCCCUCCCUGCACCGCAGAAUUCCACGAGGAACCCCCGGCACCCGCACGCUGAGCCCCACACGGCACCGGGGGGGGGCGUCCGGAGACCCCUUUCCUCCCAGCCUCGUGCCCUCUCUGCACAUUUGGCUUUUCCUGUUUCAGCUUUGCCUGCGAACCCAAUGAGGAAAUAAGGCGGUGUCACAUGCGCUGCGCUGACAGUUGGCCCCAGCGAAUGCUGCCGGAGGGGUAACGGAGCGGUGCUGGCAGCGAGGGCCCCCCCAGGGCCGCCCUAUAACCAUGUUCUCCCGGAAGAAGCGUGAGCUGAUGAAGACCCCCUCCAUCUCCAAAAAGAGCCGCGCAGGGAGCCCCAUCCCGCAGACCUUGCCGGAUCUAUCCCGCAAGGACUGCCUGGAAGCUCCCAGCCUUGGGGAGCUGCCCCCCAGCAGCACCAAACUCAGCAGCAGCCCCAGCGCCGUGGGCACCCUAAAGCGCCCCACCAGCCUCAGCCGCCAUGCCAGCGCCGCCGGCUUCCCCCUCACCUCUGCCGGCCCCCGAGCUGUCCCUAAGGGUCAUAAGACCCCCACAUCCUACAGCCCCAUGGAGGGGGGCGAUGGCCCCUUCAUUGAUGUGGAGGACAUCUCCCAGCUGCUGACCGACGUGGCGAGGUUUGCGGAUGCCCUGGAGAGCCUGCGGGAUGUGGUGCUGCGUGAUGACCCCAAGGAGUCCCAGCGGCCUCAAGCCCACGAGUGUCUGGGUGAAACACUGCGGGUGCUGCGCCAGGUGAUCAACAAAUACCCACUGCUCAACACGCUGGAGACACUGACAGCAGCAGGGACCCUCAUCUCCAAAGUGAAGGGCUUCCAUUAUGAAUCCAACAAUGAGACAGACAAGAGGGAGUUUGAGAAGGCGGUGGAGACCAUCGCCGUGUCCUUCAGCAGCACUGUCUCUGAGUUCCUCAUGGGGGAGGUGGACAGCAGCACCAUCCUCUCCAUCCCACCCAGUGACCAGAACCAGUCUAUGGAGAGUCUCUAUGGGGGGAUCCCUGGGCCUGGAGGGGAUGGUGUGCUCUCGGGCAUGGAGAGCUAUGACACAGUCCGUCCAGCGGCUGAGGAGGUGGAUGUGAUGCUGCAGCGCUGUGAGGGAGGUGUGGAUGCUGCCCUGCAGUACGCCAAGAACAUCUCCAAGUACAUGAAGGACCUCAUCGGGUACCUGGAGAAAAGGACGGCUCUGGAAAUGGAGUUUGCCAAAGGGCUCCAGAAGAUGGCAAACAGCUGCAAGCAAACCUUCACGCAGGAGACCAGCAUGCCCUUCCUGUCCAUCUACCUGCUGGCAUUGGAGCAGGACAUGGAGUACGGCACGACAGUGCUGCAGACUGUCACCACGCUGCAGCACCAGACCUUCCUGCAGCCACUGACUGUGAGGCGUCUGGAGCAUGAGAAGAGAAGGAAGGAGAUCAAGGAGCAGUGGCACCGUGCACAGAGGAAGCUGCAAGAUGCAGAGGUGAACCUGCGGAAGGCCAAGCAGGUUUACAUGCAGCGCAGCGAGGAGCACGAGAAGGCCAAAUAUGUGGCAGUGAGAGCAGAGGAGGAGCAGCAAAGCACCGCCAGCAGCAUCACCACCAAAACCCUGGACAAGAAGAGGCGGCUGGAGGAGGAGGCCAAGAACAAGGCAGAAGAGGCCAUGGCCACCUACAGGACCUGCGUGGCUGAUGCCAACACACAGAAGCAGGAGCUGGAGGACACCAAGGUGAAUUCCCUACGGCAGAUCCACGAGCUGAUCAAGCAGAGCGACCAGGUCAUCAAGCUGGCCACCAUUGCCUUCUACCAGAUCAUGCACAUGCAGACAGCACCGCUGCCCGUCCACUUCCAAACUCUGUGUGAGAGCAGCAAGCUGUACGACCCUGGGCAGCAAUACGCCUCGCAUGUCAAGCAGCUGCAGCGAGGAGAUGAGCCUGACACACAGUACGACUUCGAGCCUUACGUGUCCCACAACGCCUGGUCCCCCUUCACCCGCACACGGAAGGGCAGCUUUAACUCCAGUGACUUCUCCACCAGCGGUGGCUCUGAUGGGGCCGGGCUGCCCAGGGAUGGGAGCAACACAGAGGGACCCAGAGAGACCCAGGGUGGGACGAUGGCAGAGCGCAGAGCAGGGAGGGGACACCAGGUGCACAAAUCCUGGCCAACCUCCACCUCUGAAGCUGACAGCAGCCUGGAUUCCAGCACAGGAGAAUUCGGCCGCAAACUGCAGCGUUUGUCAUCCAAUGGCACCAUGUCCUCCAGCGAGGAGCUGGGAGAGAAGGAUGAGAACGCUGCCUCCUUUGAGCAGAGUAUCAAUGGGAUCACCCCAGAGAUGACAGCACCCACGGGGCCCUUCCGGAAUGUGGGCCUGUCCAGGGCAGCCCAGACCCACCGGUUAAGGAAGCUGAGGACCCCCUCCAAGUGUCGGGAGUGUAACAGCUACGUGUACUUCCAGGGGGCAGAAUGUGAGGAGUGCUACCUGGCAUGCCAUAAGAAGUGCUUGGAGACUUUGGCCAUCCAAUGUGGGCACAAGAAGCUCCAGGGGAAGCUGCAGCUUUUUGGGCAGGACUUUCUGAAGGCGUCUCAGGGCAGCGCGGAUGGCAUCCCCUUCAUUGUCAAGAAAUGCAUCUCUGAGAUUGAGAAGAGGGCAAUGAAAACCAAGGGAAUCUACCGAGUGAAUGGUGUGAAGACCCGCGUGGAGAAGCUCUGCCAGGCUUUUGAGAAUGGGAAGGAGCUGGUGGAGCUGUCUCAGGCAUCCCCACAUGAUAUCAGCAACGUGCUGAAGCUCUACCUGAGACAGCUCCCGGAGCCCAUCGUGCCGUUCAGGAUGUACAAUGCAUUAAUGGGAGCAGCCAAGGAGAGCCUGCAGGGCAGCAGUGAAGCCAAAGGGAGGAGUGGGAAAGGAGGACCGGAGCUGAUGGACAAAGGAGCCGACACCGACCGUGUGGUUGUGAACCUGGUGCUGAAACUGAAGGAGCUGCUGAAGGAGCUGCCAUGGGAAAACAUGGCCACGCUGCAAUACCUCCUGCAGCACCUGAGGAGGAUCGUGGAGGUGGAGCAGGACAAUAAAAUGACCUCCAGCAACUUGGGCAUCGUUUUUGGGCCCACUUUACUGCGGCCGCGUCCCACGGAUGCCACCAUCUCUCUGUCCUCGUUGGUGGAUUACCCCCACCAGGCGCGUGUCAUCGAGGCGCUCAUCAUCUUCUACCCCACCAUCUUUGAGGAUGAGGACAGCACUCUGAGCCCUGACAGCAGUGAAUUCAAUGCAGAUCAACAGGAGGAGACCCCGGAUGAGCCCACAGCAGCUCCGUGCCCACAGACCCAGAAGGGUGACUUGGGGUACAGCGUGGGAGCAUUUGGGGAGUCCAGUGAGAGAUCGGUCGACUCCGACUCAGAGCUGGAGGAUGGUGGGGAGCCGGGGGGCAGCAACAGGCAGCUGAGGAAACAGGAGAGUGAAACGAGCACGGAUGAAGCCCCGUUCUAUGAGGAGGGCAGCGAGGGGCAGCGCAGCCGCACGUGCAGCACUGGGCAGUCGGACACGGAGGGUUCUGCAUUGCAAUGCACUGCAGGAGAACACAGCGACCCUGAGGAGGAACCUGAGAGCGGUGCCACCAGCACAGCCCAGCAGUGAGAACAGCCCCAGGCUGGGCAGUGAUGGCUCAGCUGACAAAGCUCACCUUGCUGCUUGUAUACAACGAUGGGCAUUUCCCUACUCAGGUCUCAGGGCUUUUUGGAUGUAUAUUUGAUCUGCAGAAUCCAUGCUGUGAUGGCAGCAGGGGGAGAUGCAGGAUGCCUGAACUAAGCUACAGCCCCUCCUCCAUCUGUGAGCUUUCUGUCUUCUUGUAUUGGUAUAUAUAUAUAAUGCAAACCUACUACCUCUGCUGGCAACUGAACUCAAAGGGUUAAAAAGGACCAAAGUCUCUUUGAAAGUUCUAACUUUCCUGCACUGAUGAAGCACAGAGAAAAGAAUGAGUGUAUUUGAAGAUUAGAAAGGACUGAAAGCUGCUUCAUUCCAUCACCCUGCUCAGGCCUGGACUGCUCCCCAUUGCCACAGCACCAUAGCAGGGCUGGGAGCCCCAUGGGUCCAAAGAAACUGCACAUAUCUCAAGUUGUUCUCUAAUACUCAGCCAGACCAGCCCUUGGUGAAGCAUUGGGUACCACCUCCUCCUGUCUUAGUCCUCUGCUGCAGGCAGGGAUGGCAUCCAGGCAGCAAAGGGAGAGCUGAGAAGAUCUUCUUGGCCAUGGAAGCUGAGCAGAGUGGUGUCCACAGCUGGAGAUGCACUGAACUUGAAGGGUUAACAGAGCUCAAUUCAUGGUGAUAGAAUCCCUUUGGAGGAUCAUCUCCAUCAAGGAGAGGGUUGAUAACAGCCACAGCUCUCAGCCAGGUCAGAAAAGCAUCUCAGCACAUUAAAAGGUACACAAAACCAAAGUUCCAUUUACAGCCAGCUGGUUUGUAACUGAGCCAAAGGAGAGAUACAGUUACCUGUGAGCACAUCGGCUCUUCACCACGAUGCUGGAUCCUUCCAGCACAUCAUUCUCAUGGUAGCAGGAAAAAUGAGGCUGAAUGUUGCUACCAGAACUGCUACUGCAGCGGUACCACGUGUGUGUGUUUGUGUGUGAGGAUGGAGGAUGGUGAAUGUGAGGGAAGGAAGGGACGAAAGCAAUGCUUGAGCUUCACAUGGUACCAAGCUCCCUUCUAUUUGUAUAUAAACUCAGCAAGGAGAGAUAAUGUCCUUUUGGGACGUGCCUGUGCUGCUGUAUGAAGCUGCGUUCCGUGUUUUGCUGUGUUCACACUGAUGUGCUUCCAGAAAGAAUAAAAUCCUUGUGUUCCAA
Messenger RNA from Coturnix japonica (Japanese quail), 4938 nucleotides. RefSeq names its product Rho GTPase activating protein 45 (gene ARHGAP45). Gene Ontology annotation, biological process: activation of GTPase activity; signal transduction. The record is from RefSeq and is a predicted model, not a curated record. Lineage: Eukaryota; Metazoa; Chordata; Aves; Galliformes; Phasianidae. Gene Ontology annotation, molecular function: GTPase activator activity. Gene Ontology annotation, cellular component: membrane.